Molecule: messenger RNA, 13994 nt
Organism: Centropristis striata (black sea bass)
Lineage: Eukaryota; Metazoa; Chordata; Actinopteri; Perciformes; Serranidae
Product: sacsin-like
Exons: 8
Coding region: 194-13030 (4278 amino acids)
Source: RefSeq, a predicted model, not a curated record
CAAAAUGCCAAUUCACUUAGUUGAGAAACGAAAGACACAUGAGUGUUUGCCAGGAAACGACGUGUUGUUGGGUUGGGCAUCAUCAUCCUUUAUAAACAGCGGACGGAUUAACAUCAGUGUCUUUGACGAGCCGGUGAACAGCAGCACUGAUAUGACUCUUCACCACAAUGACUGAGCAUCCACGUCAGGAAGGAUGAGUUCAAAGACAAAGAAAAAAAAUCGAAAGUCCUUCGGGGCAACAGCACCGCCCUUCAUUGACUACCUGAAAGAUAUUCUACGUCGAUAUCCAGAUGGUGGACAAAUUUUGAAGGAGCUGAUUCAAAAUGCAGAUGAUGCUCAAGCCACAAAAGUGGUUUUCAUCCAUGAUGAGAGAAGCUAUGGGACUGAGAGCCUUUGGACUGAUGAACUGGGACAAUACCAAGGUCCUGCUCUCUACGCCUACAACAACGCAGCUUUCACUCAAGAAGACUGGGAAGGAAUUCAGACGGCAGGGAGGAGUGUCAAACGCAAUGAUCCAAACAAAGUCGGGAGGUUUGGAAUCGGCUUCAACUCUGUUUAUCACAUAACAGAUUUACCAAGUAUAUUCAGUUCAAAGCACCUCGGGUUUCUGGACCCCCAAGAAAAAAUAUUUGGGGUCAGAGAGGGAGGUUUUCAGUGGUCUUUGGAUGAUGCAGACGAUCAAGAAGAUCUCAUGACUAUACAUGAUCAAUUCCAACCUUUUCAUGAUAUAGUUUCACUUCUAAGUGGACAAGAAUGGUCAAAAGUCAUCAAGGAGAAUCAACAAUUCGAUGGGACAGUUUUCAGGUUCCCCUUGCGCAAAGAGGCAUCAGAUAUCUCAGAUAAUCUAUAUGACUCCAACAAGGUGGUUGAGCUUUUUGACAGCUUCAUCGCAGAUGCUGACUUAAGCCUUCUGUUCCUGAAAAAUGUGAUCUCCGUGUCCUUGAUACAUAUCGACGUACAUGGCACUGUAAACAGCAGACUUGAAGUGAAAUCGUCCGUCCCAUCAAAUGUUGUUCUGGAGUCCGAAGACGAGUCAAUCACUGAGAGUUCAACAAGGUUCAAAGUGAUAAGCCUCAACUCAAAAGACCACAAAGAAACAACGUGGCUUUUGACAACAUGUACCAUGAAAGAAGGCAAUGUAGAAGAGCUUGAUUCGCUUGCAAAAAAGUUGAGUUUUUUCCCUCAAGUUGACUUGGCAUUCCCUUGUGGGGAGAAGAGAGACAGUAGAGAGAGUAGACUGAGCUGCUUCCUCCCACUCCCAAACAAUGAAUCCAACAAGACAGGACUCCCAGUUUAUGUCAAUGCGUGCUUUGGCCUCACAGACAACAGAAGACACAUCAAGUGGCAAGAGGAGGACCAGAAACAUGACGAACAUGCUGUGUGGAACGAGUUGCUGAUGAAGGAAGUGCUUCCACAAGCAUACCUCAUGAUCAUUCAAGAUGCUAUCAAGCUUGCUCAAGCAUCUGUUCUGCCUGUCUCCUACGUGUACAAUCUGUGGCCAGAUAUCAGCCAGAUAAAGCACCGAGAAAAAUGGUAUGCCGUUGCUCUGGAUGUUCUUGAUCACUUAUUCAAACAGAAUGUGGCUGUCCUCUCCCUUGCCAAAAAUGAGAGGCAGUUCAUCACUCCAUCAGAAGCUGUGUUCCCCUGUAAUGGUCCAACAAGCUCUGACAUUUUGGCUGCCAUUGAAAGGACUUUGGUCUCCUGUGGAGAAAAUCUUGUCACUUUAUCAGGCAGUGUCGCAAAAGCUAUAAAUGAGGCUUAUCCACAGCCCAGCACCCUUAAGCACGUCACCCCAACAUUCCUAAGGGACAUUCUUCGCAGGAUGAACAUGCACACCAUCUCUAAAGAUGACAAACUCUGGCUUUUGGAGUAUGUUUUGAGUGAUGGAAAAUACAGAGAACUCAAGGGCCUUCAACUGCUUCCACUCAAUGACGGCUCUUUCAGAUCUUUCACAGACCGAGAGGAGGACACUGCUUUAAUCGACAGCAAUGAAUUUCCAAGAGUCUUGCUACCAUGCUGCAAACACCUCUUCAUCCCAGAUGAUCUCAGUCGAACCUGCAGUACCCACCUGAAAGAACUGGCAAGAGAAAAUUCAUUCAAGGUCAUCAACAUUGACGCAAACCAGGUGGCUGAAUAUACAAAGAAGUAUCUGCCACAGGACUGGAAGCAGACGAGGACAGGGCUUGUUACCUGGAACAUCAGCAGCAGUCAACAUCCACCUUUAGGCUGGCUCCAAGAAUUCUGGAAAUUUCUCAACACUCACUUCAAAGAGUUAAGUAAUUUCAGUAGAAUGCCAUUAAUACCAGUCAGUCCCCUGUCCGCCAGUCAGCAUGUAUCACUAGCAAGACUAGAGCAGAAAACAACCCUCAUUUUUCAGAAAAGCAAGCAGAUGAACUUGCCAACACAAAUAGCUCAGUUGGUGAACAAAGUUGGUGGCACAGUGGUGACAGGAAACGAGUGGCUUAAACAUGAAGAUCUUGACUCUUAUGUGCUGUGCCCAUCUCCCAGGAGUGUCAUGAAAGUCUUGGUGAAUUUAGAUUCUCAGGAUGUCAUCAGAGAACUCAAAACUGCCUCUCACAAAGCACGAGAAGAACUGAAAGAUUAUCUUUCUCGCCUGGAUUCUCUUUCAGUCACUGAGAAAGAUUUACUCUCAAAGUUGCCUCUUUUUCAAACCAUGAAAGGAUCAAGUGUUGCAGUUCAAUCAAAACAGGCUGUGCUUCUAAUUUCUGGUCUAAAAGUACCAACAGACUUCCCCAUGCCUGAUUCGGUUGUGCAGUGUGCAAAUGAGGCUGAUCGCAGACUGUUACAGCUGCUCAAAGUUAAUAUCAUGGAUACUGCACAAGCAGCCAAUCUCCUCAUUGACUGCAUUGAGAAGGGAGCAUGCAGAAAAGAAGACACUGGGAAAAUCAUGACUUGGAUUUUACAGAAUGGCGAGAUCCUUCUCUCUCAAAAUCAGACAUUGAGACGCAGAUGCAAGGACUUGAGCUUCAUUGAAAUGAAUGGAAAGCUGAAAAAAGCCUCAGACUUUUUUGACCCAAGAAUUGCAACCUUUAAAGUAAUUUUUGAGUCAGAUUUCUUUCCCCCACCAUUGUACACUCACACGUCACAAAUGCUUCAAAGCCUAACAGAGCUUGGAUUGCUCAAUAAAGAAGUAGACGUGUCACCUGAGCACUUGUUGCAUGCCGCAACACUGAUUGACAGUAAACAUGUCAGCUCUCAAGCUGAGGCUCUCAAAAGAGCUAAGGUGCUCUUGAAGAUGUUGGAUACUAAUGAUCUGCUCUCGAAGUUCUCUCAUGAGCAGCUUCAUCGCCUCAAAAUGCUAAGAUGGGUCCCAUGUGCUAAACCUGGCAGUGAACACUGCAACGACAAAUCUCAGACAAGCUGUUUCUUCUGUCCAGAUGAAAUAAGACAUUCUAUGUACGAGGACAUUGUUGGGCAUGCAAUGCCUCUGGUGGGAAGUUUCAGUAACAGAGUUAGCAGCCAACUUGGUCUUCAACGCCUACCCCCACCUGAAAAAGUUACAGAGAAUUUGACAGUGUUGAAAUCAAAAGCACAGAAAAUGUUUGACCCUGACACAAAUGUGGAUUUCAAGAGAAAGUUGCACAGCAUUUACAAACACAUGCAAGACCACAUCUCAGAAUUUUCAACAAUGAUGAAAAAGGACAAAUCCUGGCUGUGGAGCCACAACCACUUUGUAUCGCCACAGGAUCUGGUCCUAGACUACCCAUGUAAUCUUGAUCUGAGCGCCUACAUUGGGAAGGUCCCAAAGGAAUUUCUGGCAUACAACAAGUUGCUCCAGGAGUUUGGCCUAAGAACAUUGCUUUCAGAUGAAGAAGUUAUUGGUAUUCUUCAUUCCAUCAAGCAAACCAUUGAAGGAAGACAACUGCCAUUUGCAACAUCCUCUGAGGUAAAAGUGUCAAUUGAAAUUCUGAACUGGCUGUGGAAAGAGAAGAAGACGGUUCAGGAUGACAUCCCAGUGCCAGUCCUCAUAGAGGGUGACCAACAUACCCUUAAACCACUGUCAACGGCAGUCUUCUGCGAUGUGAGCAAGAAUGGGUUGAAAGAGCUGAAGCACAACCAGGAAGAAAUUCAUGUUGUACAUGAGGAAAUCCCAAGAGCAGCUGCUGAAUGGUUUAAUAUCCAAUUUCUCAGCACCCACAUUCUCCAUCCGGAGUUUGUGGGAAUUGAACAGUGUGGACAAUCUGAACCGAUAACAACAAGGAUUAAAAACAUUCUUAAAGAGUAUGAUGAAGAAAGUGACAUCUUCAAGGAGCUCAUUCAAAAUGCAGAGGAUGCUGGGGCAGAAGCCUGUAAAUUCUUGGUAGAUUUCAGAGUGCACAAAGACGCCCCUGAUAGUCUCAUUGACCCUGACAUGACCCUUUGCCAAGGACCUUGCCUGUGGGCAUUUAAUAAUGAGCAGUUCACACCUGAGGAUUGGAAAAAUAUUGUCAGAGUUGGAGCUGCCUCAAAGGAAAACAAGGUGGAAAAAAUAGGAAAGUUUGGACUUGGAUUCAACACUGUGUACCAUGUGACAGAUGUUCCUUCCAUCCUCAGUGGCAACAGUCUUCUCAUACUUGAUCCAAAUGUAACUCACCUCAAGAAGCACAUCAAACAUAAAACAAAUCCUGGAAUCAAGCUGGAUCUCGCUCAGCAGGGACUUUUUCGUUGGUUUCCUGGUCAGUUUGGACCAUACGAACGCAUUUUUGAUUGUAAUUUAAGCAGACAAAGUCCUCCUGAACCUUAUCCAGGCACUUUGAUCAAACUGCCUUUCCGAACUGAAGAAGAGGCUGUUGAGUCAGAAAUAAGUUCAAAGGUGUAUCACAAACACAAUAUCAUCUCUUUUCAACAGCACUUCACCAACAAUUCACAAACUCACCUGCUGUUUUUGAAAAACAUCAACACACUGUCUCUACAAAGUAUCUCAAACGAAGCAUCAACUCCACCAAGAGAUGACCAAAUAGAAACUGUCUUCACUGUCUCCAAAACCACAGUGAAUACAAACAGGAUUCCUGAUGAAACCGUGUCAAAGCAGCACCAAGCUGAGAAAUCAUUGAUGAAACUUGAUAAAAAGUGCAAAGAGGUAAUUGAUUCCUGCACAGUCAACAUUGUCCAAAUAACAAGUCAGCAAUCUGGUGUAACUGAAGUCCAGUCCUGGCUCCUGUACAACUGCUUUGGGACACAUCAGUCUUUGCAAAUGGCCCUUCAAGAAAACAAGCAAGCCAAGUUCUCUUUGCCCGUUGGGGGGAUUGCUGUGCCUUUGCAAAAACAUCCAGAUACUGGAAAGCUGGCCUCAUUACAAACAGAUCUUGUUGGACAGGCAUUUUGCUUCCUUCCUCUUUCCAUUCACACAGGUCUUCCAGUCAAUGUAAAUGGAACAUUUGCUGUGACGAGCAACCGAAAAGGUCUGUGGGAGAGUGGGGUCAAACAUGACUGGAACAAAGCCCUUCUACAGGAUCCUGUAGUGAAGGCAUACAUCACUGCACUUUUGGCACUUAAGGAAAUGUCUGAAAACAAGCAACUGGAAAAAUACUAUUAUCACACUGUUUGGCCUGAUCGAGAGAAAGUGAGUGAAAUCUUCAAGCCUUUGGUUGAUGCAUUGUACUCCAUCAUUGCUCACCAGUCCACUGGCCCAAAGCUCUUCAGUGAUGGAGAACAUUGGUGCUCAAUGAACAAUGCCAUAUUUCUACACGAGAGGAUUGAGGAGGAUAAAGACAUCUUCAUGCUUGCCGUGCAGGUGUGCAAGAAACACAUAAAAGCACCCAACCAUGUUAUUCCUCUUCCACUGUGGUUGAGAAAUAGCUUCAAACAGUCAGGCCUUGAAACGGUUUUACUGAACAGAACAUGGAACUGGGACAAGUUUUACCAAGAAGCAGUGUUUAACAACCUUGGUACCAUGGACCCUGAGAGCAGAGAUACUCUCGUGCUGCAUGCUAUUGACCUUAACAUCAAAGAAAUUAACAGUUUACUGGUCCGCUAUCCUUGCAUCCCCACAAAAAGCGGAGAGCUCCAGUAUAUCAGGAAACUUGUGAAUCCGACAGGGAAAGUGGCCUGUCUUUUUGAAUCAGAGAAAGGACGCUUGCUUGGCGGCACCAAAAAUGACUUUUGCGCCCCCAAAAGGAUUCAGCGCUUGUUGGAACUUGGAAUGGCAAAUGAUCAUCUCUCACUGGAAGACAUCACAGAGAAGGCAAGCACAAUCCCCAAAACCUGGACCACUGACAAAGAGAAAGCAUAUGGGCAUUUGAAUUGCCUUCUUGAACUUUUGAAGGAUCAUAUGAAUGACAAAGACUCUCUCCACUGGGAAACACUGAGGAUGACUGAACUUCUCCCAGCAUUUUCCCCUGGUGAUACAAAGAUGGAAAGGAAUGUCAUACUUAGAAGGCCCACAGAUGUAUUUAGUGAAAAAUGCUCCCCACUCGUUAACAUGACACAACAUGUUCUGGAUCAUACCAAUCUGGAAAUACACAAAACCGAUCCAGUACUGCAAAUUCUGGGAGUCCAUGACAGUCCAGGGCCUGAGAAAGUGAUUCAGCAACUUCAAGAAGCAUGUGAGAAAUCUCAAUCCAUUGACAGAUCCAUGCUCACCAAAAUAGCAUUGGAAUGCUAUAGAUUUCUGGAUCAUUGGCUCAUUGAUGGUGGGGACUCCACAUUCAUUGCACGAACAGCAAAUUCAUUUCCCUUCAUUCUUGUCGGCAGUACAUUUGCAAAUGUGAGUCGUGUAGCUGAAAAUGAGCAAUUUGAAGCAAAACCUUAUCUCUAUUUACUUCCAUCGCUCUUCAGUGAUUUCAGGACGCUUUGGGAAUGUGUAGGUGUUGAAAAAGGUUUUACAACCAGUCAGUUUCUAACUGUUCUCAAGGAGAUGCACUCUCAACAUAGUAACAAGACCCUACCAAAGAAGGACCUGUCAAUUUGCCUCACAAUUUUAAGAGCCAUACAUGAAGGUAAAGGGAAAACAGUUGACUGUAAGAUACCAAACAAAGAUGGUGUCUUACAACCUGCAAGCGAGAUGUUUUACAAUGACAGCCCAUGGAUGCCAGUUGCUCCAGGUGUCACAUUAUGUCAUGAGAAUAUCUCGCGUGUUAUGGCUAAGCACUUUGGAAUCAAAACCACCAGGCAUCAUACCCUGCAAAACUAUGAGAUUGAGAACAUUUCACCAUUUGCUUUUGAGUUUGAACAGCAUGAAGACCUGACUGUUCGAAUCAAAAACAUAAUUUCAGCCUAUCCAGCAAAGAAGGAUAUCCUUAAAGAGCUUAUCCAAAAUGCUGACGAUGCAGAGGCAACAGAAAUUCACUUUGUUUGGGACAGACGACGGCAUGGCACAGAAAAAACAUUUGGGAAGAAAUGGAACCAAUUGCAGGGUCCAGCACUGUGUGUGUUUAACAACAAAGUGUUUUCUGAUGCUGACCUGGCUGGAAUUCAACAGUUAGGAGAAGGAGGAAAGCACAACUCUCCAGGGAAGACAGGGAAGUAUGGAGUAGGAUUCAACUCUGUUUACCAUCUGACUGACUGCCCCUCCAUCCUCACUGGAGAUGAGCUACUCUGCAUUUCUGAUCCUAAUCGAAAAUACAUUGAAAGUCCUUCAGACAAACCACCAGCUGGCACUGGCUAUAGACUACCUGACACUUUCAAGAACAUGUACAUGGACGUCUACAAAUCCUUUCUUCCAGACGAAUUUCAUCUUAAAGACGGGACCAUGUUCAGAUUACCUCUGAGGAUGGGUAUCAUGGCAAACAACUCUAAAAUAUCACAGCAGGGCGUCACUGACCAUGACAUGGAAGAACUAUGCUCUGAACUUUCAAAAGAUCCCGAAGGACUAAUUCUGUUCCUGAAAAACAUCUGCAAAAUAAAAGUCCACGAAAUCAAUGAGCAUUCAGGACAACUCAAAACCAUCUUCGUGGUUGAAAAAAGCCUGCCGCAGAAAUGCAGCGAAACAAAAGAUGCUUUUGUCAAACUUCAACAAAUUGCGCUGCAAUCGGACACACCAGUAACACCUAAGGAGGUCAUCUAUGGCACCUUGAUUUCAACCUCAGAUAAAAGACAAACUACAUGGAUCAUUGCAGAGCAGUUUGGCUCUUCCAAAAACAAUGGUGAUGAUGAACUAACACCAUUGGAGAAACUUCCCCAAGCAGCAAUAGCAGCACAGGUGAGCUCAAAAAUCAAGAGUUCAGAUGUGGCUCCACCCAGCCCCAUAGAUUUUAAGGGAGAAGCUUUUUGUUCCCUCCCUUUGCCAGGGAAAACUGGACUGCCAGUGCAUGUCAAUGCAAAUUUUGAGGUAGAUUCUGCCAGGAGAAAUCUUUGGAAAGAAGAUGGACAGGGUCUAAAAUCUAACUGGAAUGAAUAUUUGAAACAAAAUGUCAUUGCUCCACUGUAUGCAGAUCUCCUUCAUUACAUCAGCUGUAGCACUGCAGAAAAGAAAGUUGAUCCUGCACAUAUUGAGUCACACUACUUGUGUUUUUGGCCAACUGUGUCUAAAUAUGUUGGCCAGGAUUGGCAUGAAAUGAUACAUGAGGUAUACAGAUCAAUCAAAGAAAGAGGCCUGAAUGUGAUUCCAUUUCUGAGGAGUUCAACACAAACAAUUGGAGGCCAUGAAUUUAGGACGCACUCUUUGAACUGGUGUGAUGUCAAAGAAACUGAAACAACUCAGGCACCUUACCUGCUACACUGGAUAAGUGAUGAGAUUAAUCCCAUUUUGGAAGAUCUUGGAAUGAAAUUGGUUCCUCCUUCCAUGCUAAAAGUUUGGAAAAGUUUCAAAUCCGCUGGCAUUGAACUGAACGACGUGAAUCCUUCAACUGUGCGGACUUUCCUAAGAGAGAAAAGACUCAAUGACUCAACCCAAACAGAUGAGGGUUUACCCCUACCCGUAAGUGCCACUCUGAUCAAAGAUGCAACAAGAUGUUCAACACUCUUGAGUUUCUGCUUAAGAGAUUUCGACUUGAAAAAGACCAACUCCAGUUCACUCAAUGGGCUUCCACUUCUUCUCACAAGAGAUAACGUUUUGAGAGUGUUUAACUCCAAAUCUCCCAAGUUGAUAUCAAGAUAUGACCGUCUGUUCUCUGGCUACGAGGACCAGUUUGCAGACCAUAAGACCAACAGAGAACACAUUAAAGUUCUAGAAACUUUAAACCUUGUCAAAAGCUUGACACUUCCCUGUGCAGCAGAAUAUCUGAAGCCGUUAAUUCAGCAGCGUCUUCAGAAUUGUGAAGUUGAUCCACACAGUGGUCUUCAUGUCCCAAACGAGAACAUGAUGAACUGGCUGAAAUCCCUUUGGGCGUUCUUAACAAGUCAAAUUAAACCUGCAACAUCUGGUGGUGAUGAACAAAGUCCGGCAUUAAGUGAUGUGAGGCAGCUCUUCAAUGAAUGCUGCAUCUUACCUGUUGUGUGUCCAAGGUUGAACAACAAACACUUCCUGCAAGCGAUGAAAGACAUGCCAAGUGUGAUUCAGUUUGCCACAGACCGAGAUAUAUCAAGCAUCCUCUUUAAACUUGGUUUUUUGAAGCUAAACAAUGGGUUCUUCUCAGAGAUACAUGUAGGCCGGCAGGAUCAUUCACUUCUACACUCAGAACUUAUGAAUGUGAAUGAUCAAGGUUGUGUGUUGGACCAGGUCUACAACAUUAACCGCUCAGAGUUUUCCCAGCUUUCCAUUGAUGAGAUGAAAGAGCUUCAGUUUUUCCUGCAGUCUGGAAUAUCAAAGUCCAAAGACAAACAAGCAUACCAGAGAAAGCUCAAAUCCUUGCCAUUAUUUGAAACAGUACAUGGUAACCGAGUGAGGAUUGAUGGGCUUGGAGAAGUAUUUAUCCUACACAGCAUCUAUUCAAAGAGAUUUCCAGACUUGUUCAAUCUGCCCAACAGUAACAGCAUUUUUCUCAAAAACAAUCCAGAGAACUGCAGUCUGUCAGAAACACUGAACAUCAAAACCCUGACUGAUAUGGACUAUUUCAUGAAGUUCAUUCUGCCCAUUGUACACACAUUCACAGAAAUCAAGAUGCUUCACUGCCUCAAACUGUUACUGUCACUACCAUUCCAAUCUUCUGACGAAAAGGACACAAUCAUCUCCUCAAUGAAGACGGUGAAAUUGAUUCGCAAUUCUCAAGGCAGUCUGGAGGCAGCAUCGUACUACUUUGAUGAAAGUGUGGAGCUAUAUCGGAAGAUGUUGCCCCAAGAGAGAUUUGUGCCUCAGAGAUUUUGGACUGAGUUGUGUGAAGAAAAUCCACACACACUAAGACAACUAAAAGACUUACUCAGGGACCUUGGAAUGAAGUCUAUUGUGUCAAAAGAUGACAUAAUAACAUUUGCACAGCAGUUAGAAACUGAAGCAAAAGGAAAUGGCCAACUUAAGGAGCUGAAACAGAAAUCAUCAUUAAUUUUCAAAGCAGCCUGGAAUAUAGUGUGUUACAGCAACAAAGAGGAAAGGUUGCUGGAGAGCAUAGCUGACAUCAAGUUCAUGUUUCCAGUGAAAAUUCAAAAAGAACUGUGCAACUAUCAUCAACCAUUUGCUGCUGAGAAAACUGCUGUUAAAAUCAGAGGAUCUUUGAUGGAUGGCGAUGCUAAGCAUCAGGAACUGAUUUGGUCAUCAAUGCCAAUUAUAGACAUACCAGUUCAUAAGUCACCAAUGUUCCUGAAAAUGAUGAAAAAUGCAGGAGCUCAUGAACAACCACCUACACUCUGUGUAACCAGUAACAUGAGCAACAUCUGUCAGUCGCCCUGUAAAACUGACCAGUUGAUCGAAACGCGUGCUAAGGUGUUUCGAAGUGCUUAUGCCUACCUUCAAGCAAAUGUGUUUCAAGGCCAACAAUUGGCUGGUCUUCCUGUUGUGUUGGUUGAAAAAGACAAAGAAAUUGUGAGACCUGAUGAUGCGUCUUUUUCACUCCCCCAUCACCGUGAGUUCAGGCCAUAUUUGUACAGCAUUUCCUCAAAGGAUGUCAUGUUUGAAGACUUCUUCAGGAAAAUUGGUGUAAAGGACCGACCUACUGCAGUGCAGUAUUGUAAUGUUCUUGAAGCAGUCUAUGUGGAUUCCUGUGAAAAACCGCAACUAAACCCAAACCAACAGAUAACUGUGAAACGUGCUGUUGAGCAGUUUUUCAAGUUAAUCAAAACUCCAGGAGACCAGACGCUUGUUGAUGAUGUAAAGACUUUGUAUCUUCCUGCAGUAGAUGGUAAAUUAUACCCCUCACACACACUCUACUACAACGACACAGCGUGUGAGACCAAAAGGCUGGAAAAAUCGCUGGAGAAUAAGUUCCUGUUGCUUGAGAAACUCAGUGAAUGUCAUUUAGGCAGUGACAGAUAUGAGCAUCAUCGGUUACUGCAAUUGCUGCCUGAGAAAUUUAGGCCUAAAAUGCUGACUCAAAUCACAGAGGAGAGAGUGGAGGAAGCAUACAUGCAGUUUUGUGAGCUUGAGCCACACUGUGAGUUUAGUGGAUGGUUUGAGAAACAUCUGUCUUCAGGAGCAUUUACACAUGGACUAAUUUGUCUUAUAAGGGAGCAGUCUCAAGGAAAAAUAACACAAGAAGAGGCUACAGACAUGUGCAAGAAGACUUUUGGCAGUAUUCGUAUUGUCUGCUGCGAAAGUCUGAAAACAAAGCUGUUUGUGAAUAAACAGCCACUACACAAAACUGCAAUUGAAACCAACGUUUUUGUCAAAAGAGAGCAACAAGUUUGCAUCUUUUACUUGAAACACAACAACGACAUAGCUCCCAAGGUGAUUAAUCGCAUCUGUAUGACACUGGCAAAGGAGAUUAAUGCUCUUUUAGGUAUGAGAAUGGCAUUAGAUCACCUCCUUGUCCUCGGACAACUUCUCCUUUGUGACAGCCUGCAAGAUGUUCUGACAACUCUGGCUGAGAAUGGGAUCCAUGACAGUGCUGAGACUGCGAGCAACCUCCUCAAUCCACCGGCCCCUGGAACAGAAAUUCCUGAGGAAUGGCAUGAUUCCUUAGACAUGAACAUCCUCAAUAACUUUGAAGAGGGGGAAUAUGUUGGCUACAGCACUAACAACAAGUAUAUCUAUGCAGUUAUUGUUGAAGAACUGCCUAGGCAGGCUGGACUAUAUUCUCAGAGAUACAGGAUAGAUAUCGGAGAAGAUGAGCCAGUUGAAGUCAGUUGUCUUGACCUGUAUCAGUUUAAACGACAGAAGAAGACAGAACCCGAGGAGAGGACUUGCACAUCUGCCGAAUCUUCUUGCACGGAUCUAGUGCCACUAUCAGGAGCUGUGCCACAUUCUUCCCAACCAUCAAAUACAAGUUCCUCAUCUUCAAGAUCCUCACCAGCCUCUAUUGACGAAGCUAAACAGGAAAUAGACAAAUGUUUAGCAGAGAUCUGGACUCUUCCUAAGGAGGAGAAAGAUAAAGCCAUCAAACGACUGUACCUUAGAUGGCAUCCUGACAAAAACCCUGACUGCCCACUUCUCGCCACUGAGGCAUUCAAAUACUUGAAGAAUCAAAUUGAUGAGCUCAGUAAAGGAAAAGGCCAUGGCAAAGGCAAUAGUGGAGGCUCAUCCUACCCAAGUGGAAACUUUAAUUUCAGCGACCACUUUCGGCAAUGGGAUCAGGAAGCCAGGUAUCACAGAAAUAGUCGAGAGCGAUUCUCUAGAGGCUCCUACAACUUUUGGACCCAUAAUGAUGUCCCGAAGCCGAACAAAGAGGAGGCCCAGCGCUGGUGUAGACAAGCUCGCUGUGAUCUCAACGCAGCUCAAAAAGACAUGAGUGGGGCGAGCACAGAGUGGUGUCUGUUCAAAAUCCAUCAAGCAGUGGAAAAGUCUCUCAUAGCUGCAAAGUAUAAAAAGGAUGGCCAGCAUCCAACAGACUGCUCCAUUUCAGCCCUUGCUGCAAAAGUUUCCCUUUACAACCCCCAACUGAGAGUUCUGCCUGAAAUUGUGCGGAAUCUGAAGACACUGGGAGUGGACGCCAAAAAAACUCAAUAUCCAAACUGCCAUCCAUUUCCCCAUAUUCCCAACGAUCGCUUCAAAUCAGAGAAUGAAAUGUUGGCGCUGGACAAGGCAUCUGAGCUUCUCAGUAAAGUAGAGGCAUAUGUGAACUAGGGAUUUAAGACUAACAGGGUCAGUUCAAGAUGCUUUCAGAUCUAUAUUGUGAUAAUAUUACAAAUAAACAAAAGUGAUUUUUUUUUUGUUUAACAGGAUAGAAAAAUACUGUGAAAAUUCUUCAGAAAGAUUGUUUAAUUUCUGAGUAACUGCUGAAAAUGUAAACAUCAAAGACUUUUGUGAGUUGUAAAAAUGUAUCACAACUCAUCGAAAACCAAUGUGCUCGCUGCAUUCCUUUGUUAUGAAAAUACAUAUUUUUUAUUAUUUUUUCUCUCCAUUGAAAACAUUUACAACUAAUCACUGAGGACGAUUAUAAUCUCUAUCAAUUUGUAUUGAAAAUGAAAAGAUGUGCUCUUUUUUUCUAUGUAAACAUUUAUAACUACUCAUUGAGGGCCAAUUUAAUUUCUAUCUUAUUUUGUUAUGAAAAAUGUGAAUGUAUGUUGUUGUUGUUUUUUGCAAGGUAAACAUUUACAACUACUCAUUGAGAACCAAGAUAAUCCUUUGCAAAGAAAAAGCCUGUCAACUUUUUUUGUUGUAGUUUAUAACUACUCAUUGGGAACCAAGAUAAUCUCAUUAUUACAUUGUUAUGAAAAUGCAAAUAUAAUCUUUUUGCAGUGUUGUGAACAUGUAUAACUAAUCGAAGACAAGUAUAAUCUCUGUCUUACUUUGUAACAAAAAUGCUAACUUUUUUUUCCUAUGUUAAUGCUUAAAGCACAUCUGAAUUGUUAUGAAAAUACAAAUUACAUUUUUCUUGCAAUGUUGUCAACAUUUAUGGCUACUCAUUGAGGACAGAUAAUCUCUUUAUUACUUUGUUAUGAAAAUAUAAACUUGUUUCUUCUGGUUUCAAAACAUCUUUCCAAAGGGUAGCAUUUGAAAGUUAGCCAGCUGGCUAUCACUGAUAUAUUUUUACAGAGAUGUAGACAACGGUUAAUGUGCGUUGCCCUAAUAAAUGAAUAAAAUGAAA